Messenger RNA from Leptopilina boulardi, 1139 nucleotides. RefSeq lists its product as uncharacterized. The transcript is spliced from 4 exons. The coding region runs from base 561 to 1055 and encodes 164 amino acids. NCBI's taxonomy places the organism in Eukaryota, Metazoa, Arthropoda, Insecta, Hymenoptera, Figitidae. The record is from RefSeq and is a predicted model, not a curated record.
GCGAUUGUCUAAAUUUUCCUUCAUAUGUUAUUUACAUAUUUUUUUUUUUUUUUAGUAUAUUUACAAUAUUUCUUUUUUUUUGAAAUAAAUAUUUACCCACAGUGAAUUGUGUGUGUUUUUUUUAAAUUCACAAAAUAGGAGAACUCAUUGAAAAAAAAAAAAAAUAAUCGGGACAUGCAAACUAUUGAAAAUCGUUUGGUUAUAAAAUUCUGUCAUUAGUGGUCAGUGAUUUUUUGUUAUUUUGAUGGAAGCAAACAUUUUUUUCAAAUAACUAUAUAAAUAUAGUUUCGUCGCGAACCGAACGCUUAGCGUUCGGCGCGAAAUUAUCAUUAUUUUUUGUCACAUAGUUUGAUUAAAAAAAAAAAAAGAUUUGUUUUUUUCAAAAUAUUUAGAAGAAUCUUGAAAAAUUUGUGGAUUAAAAAUUUGAAUUCAACAUUUUGAAAACAUUAUAUUUUUGCAAAUGAAAGGAAAUGAGAGAAGAAAUUUUUUUAGAAUUUGUAUUUCAUUUACUGCGCAGAAGAAUUGACAAUUUUUUAUGAAACAUCGUUUACGGCCCUUCUAUGUUUCGAUUAGUCGAUCAUCCUUUGAGUUUCAGGCAACAAGCCAACGAGUGGAUUUAUAAGAUGUUAUUUUUGUGGGCAAGAGAGCCUAUUCCACAUUCCAGGGCUGGUCCAUGGUUUGCUUGGUUCGCAACGGCUGCAGUUUUAUGGCGAUGCCGUCGACGAAUAUCAAAAGCAGUUAACGCUAUGUCACCCUUAAAAUUAUUUAAACGACGUGUAAUUCCAGUUAAUGUGAAAGCGGUGCAAGCGCCAAAAGCCACAACGACGACCGCACAAAAUAUCACCAAAGAACAACAAAAAAAACUCUGCUAUAUACUCAAUUCAAAGCACAACACGGGAAUUAAAACACGAGUUAAACGACUUUGCACUGGUGACGGACCACAUGUGACUGGCGCUUCAUGUAUUCAAACAUCUCCAUUAAUGAAUUACAAAGUCACUCGAAGCGGUAAAGUUUAUGGAAAAUAUAACAAAAUGAUAAUGUCAAAAAAGCAAUAGAAAAUUUUAUAAAAUUUUCAUAAAAAAAAACAACUUGCCUCUUUUUUAUAUAUCAUUAUUUCUUAAUUUUAUCAUAAUUUCAAG